Pteronotus mesoamericanus is the source of this 1272-nucleotide messenger RNA. RefSeq names its product G protein-coupled receptor 151 (gene GPR151). NCBI's taxonomy places the organism in Eukaryota, Metazoa, Chordata, Mammalia, Chiroptera, Mormoopidae. The transcript has a single exon. Bases 1 to 1272 code for a protein of 423 amino acids. Gene Ontology annotation, molecular function: G protein-coupled receptor activity. Gene Ontology annotation, cellular component: plasma membrane. Gene Ontology annotation, biological process: G protein-coupled receptor signaling pathway. The record is from RefSeq and is a predicted model, not a curated record.
AUGGAAAAGGCGACGCUGGCAGCCACCUUUGCAGACUCCAACUCCAGCACCAUGAACGUGUCCCUUGCUCACCUCCACUUUGCCGGGGGGUACCUGCCCUCUGACUCCAAGGACUGGCGGACCGUAGUCCCAGCUCUCUUGGUGGCUGUCUGCCUGGCGGGCUUCGUGGGGAACCUGUGUGUGACCGGCAUCCUCCUUCACAGUGCUUGGAAAGGAAAGCCGUCCCUGAUCCACUCCCUGAUUCUGAAUCUCAGUCUGGCUGACCUCUCUCUCCUGCUGUUUUCUGCACCCGUCCGGGCUACGGCGUACUCCAGGGGUGUUUGGGAUCUAGGCUGGUUUGUCUGCAAAUCCUCCGACUGGUUCAUCCACACGUGCAUGGCAGCCAAGAGCCUGACCAUCGUUGCAGUGGCCAAAGGGUGUUUCAUGUAUGCAAGUGACCCAGCCAAGCAAGUAAGUAUCCACAACCGCACCAUCUGGUCAGUGCUGGUGGCCAUCUGGGCUGUGGCUAGCCUGCUGUCCCUGCCAGAAUGCUUCUUUAGCACCACAAGGCUUCACGCCGGUGUGGAAAUGUGCCUCGUGGACAUACCCGCCAUGGCCGAAGAGUUCAUGUCCGUGUUUGGCAAGCUCUACCCUCUUCUGGUGUUUUGCCUUCCAUUCCUCUUUGCCAGCUUUUAUUUCUGGAGAGCUUAUGGCCAGUGUCAAAAACGAGGAACUAAGACUCAAAAUCUGAGAAACCAGAUGCGCUCGAAGCGGCUCACGGGGAUGUUGGUGAGCAUCGCCGUCACCUCUGCUGUGCUGUGGCUCCCGGGAUGGAUAGCGUGGCUGUGGAUGUGGCAUCUGAAGGCUGGGAUUCCGGCCCCGCCGCAGGGUUUCAUAGCCCUGUCUCAGGUCCUGAUGUUUUCCAUCUCUUCGGCAAAUCCUCUCAUUUUCCUAGUGAUGUCGGAAGAGUUCAAGGAAGGCGUGAAAGGAUUAUGGAAAUGGAUGGUAACCAAAAAGCACCCGGCUGCCUUGGAGUCUCAGGAACCACCAGUUGGUAACUCAGAGGCCCUUCCUGACAACGUGCCCUCUCCAGAGUCCCCAGUAUCCAUUCCAGAAAAAGAUAAAGCUGGCUCUCCCUCCUCCAGAAAAGAGAAAGCUGAGAGGGCAGAGAUUCCUGUCCUCCCUGACGUAGAGCAGUUUUGGCAUGAGAGGGACACAGCCCCUUGUGUGCAAGACAAUGACCCUGUCCCCUGGGAACACGACGAUCAAGAGACAGGAGACAGGGAAAAAUGA